This is a messenger RNA of Salarias fasciatus (jewelled blenny), 3157 nucleotides long. RefSeq names its product bone morphogenetic protein/retinoic acid inducible neural-specific 3a, tandem duplicate 1 (gene brinp3a.1). Gene Ontology annotation, cellular component: neuronal cell body; dendrite; cytoplasm. Bases 158 to 2470 code for a protein of 770 amino acids. The transcript is spliced from 8 exons. The record is from RefSeq and is a predicted model, not a curated record. Lineage: Eukaryota; Metazoa; Chordata; Actinopteri; Blenniiformes; Blenniidae. Gene Ontology annotation, biological process: positive regulation of neuron differentiation; negative regulation of mitotic cell cycle; nervous system development.
GCCUCGUCCGUGCGCUCAGCCGAACUCAACUUCACGGUCUUUUCCGGGGAUUUUGUGGAGACUAAUUCCGGACAGUGACGGAUCACAACACUCACCGAAUAAGGAUCCAUCAGGAGUGCAAGGAGAAUGAGGAGUCACCGGGGUCGGGGGAAGCAGCAUGAGUGGCCUGUGCAUCUCCAUUAGACUGACGGCCCUCAUGUUUCUAUGGAAGUGGUUAACACUAAGCCUGCUCCAGAGCUGGUUAUCACUCGGGUCCAGUGGGGCGGACUCUGUCGGGGCUGGCUUCAGUGGCUCCACUGGGCCCCUGGGCUGGCUCCUGUCGGAUAAGGGUCCUUUUCACAACUCUCAGGAGUUUGCAGAUUUCACAGAGCGCUACCAGCAAGGAUUCACCACCAAGUACAAGAUUUACAGGGAGUUUGGCCGUUGGAAGGUGAACAGCUUGGCCCUGGAGAGACAAGAGAACAAUGGCUUUUCCCUGCCGCUGGACCCCGAGUUCCUCCAGACCAUUAGGCAGCUGGGCAGGAGGCCCAGUCUUAGCGCCAUCACGGACAACAUUAUCAGGAAAUACGGAACCCACUUCCUGCUCUCUGCUACACUGGGAGGGGAAGAGUCAUUAAUGAUUUUUGUGGACAAGCGGAAGCUGAGUCGGACAUCUGAAGUGAGUGAAGCCAAUGGCACUUCUGUGACGCUGGAGGCUCUGCACCAGCUGGCCGCCUCCUACUUCAUCGACAGAGAGAGCACGCUGCACAAGCUGCACCACAUCCAGAUCGCCUCCACUGCCAUCAAGGUGACCGAAACAAGGACGGGCCCUCUUGGAUGCAGUAACUAUGACAACCUCGACUCUGUCAGCUCCGUUUUGGUUCAGAGCCCCGAAAACAAGAUUCAUUUGCAAGGCCUUCAGGCCAUACUGCCAGAGUAUCUGAGGGCCAGGUUUGUGCAGGCGGCUCUCAGCUACAUCGCCUGUAAUGAGGAGGGCCAGUUUGUGUGCCGAGACAAUGACUGCUGGUGCCAGUGCGCCGUCAACUAUCCACAGUGUAAUUGCCCCGAGGUGGAUCUAAGAGCUAUGGAAGCCAGUUUGCUCCAAAUCCGAGAUUCCUGGAACAUAGCCAACCAAGACUUUGAGGAGUCAGAUGAAUUUCAGAACUUUGUUCGAAGGCUUCCCACUGUCUACGCCCUGAACAUGUCUGCCAUCCAGUAUUUCUGGAAGACGGAGCCAGCCAUCCACCAACGCUACAAGCAGCUGGAGCUCAGCACCCAGCAGUUCCUGAGCAAAGCGAGGCGCAUCGUCAACAAGCUCUUCACCCUCAGCAAGAGGUGUCAAACUCAGCCCAAAAUUAUUAUGCUGAGAGAGAGACCCCAGAGCUACUGGCUGAACUACAUCCUCUCCAUCAUGUACUGCAGUGAAAACAACCACAUCGGCUCGUACCUGGAGGAGACCCGCAGCUGCUCCUGUCCCUACGAGCACCCCCCCUGCCAGGGCGUCAUCCCCUGCGCAGUGGGGGAGGGCACCUCCUGCGCCUCCUGCUCCUACGAGAACCGCUCCCGUUGCGCCACCUGCAACCAGGGCUACAUGUUGAGUCAGGGCAUGUGUCGCAACGAAGUGCCAGACUCCACCGACCACUACAUCGGCUUCGAGACGGACCUGCAGGACCUGGAGCUGCGCUACCUCCUGCAGAAACGCGACAACCGCAUCAGCAUCCACGGGAUCUUCGUCAGCAACGACGUCAGGCUGAAUAAUUGGUUCGACCCGUCAUGGAGGAAGAGGAUGCUGCUGACGCUGAAGAGUAAUAAAUACAAGUCAAACCAUGUCCACAUGCUUCUGGGCAUGUCUCUGCAGAUCUGCCUUACUAAGAACAGCACUCUGGACCCCAUGCUGUCUGUCUAUAUCAAUCCCUUUGGAGGAAGUCACUCAGAAAGCUGGAUCAUGCCCAUUGACCAGACCAACUACCCAGACUGGGAGAGGACUAAAUUAGACCUUCCUUAUGACUGUUACAACUGGACUUUGACUUUGGGCAACAAGUGGAAAACCUUUUUUGAGACGGUUCACUUUUACUUGCGGAGCCGGAUCAGGGGCCCCUCCAGUAACGGAAAUGGAACUGUAUAUUACGAACCCCUGGAAUACCUGGAACCGGGGCGAAAUCUGGGCUACAUGAAGAUCAACAGCAUCCAGGUGUAUGGCUAUAGUAUGCACUUUGACCCGGAGGCGAUCCAGGACUUGAUUUUGCAACUGGACUACCCAUAUACUCAGGGAUCGCAGGACUCGGCACUGCUGCAGCUGCUGGAGAUCCGGGAUCGGGUCAACAGGCUCUCCCCGCCUGGCGCUCAGCCUCUGGAUCUCUUUUCCUGCUUGCUGCGGCACAGGCUUAAGCUGUCCACCACCGACGUUGCCAGGAUCCAGGCAGCGCUGCAGACUUUCAGUGCCAAGCAGCCCAACUCGAUGGAAUAUGAAACAACCAAAUUAUGUAGCUAAUAAGUGGGCAGGUGGCCAGGUGCACAGAUGGAGGAGCAGUUAUCGCACCGGCCUGAUGAUGGUUAAGAGCAAUUCUGAAGCCGUGCAAGGGACAUUUGGGGGACAUUUUCAUUGUCGUCAUGAACCUCCAGAGUGUAUUUGAGAAUCUCAUGUCAGCUUUUCCUAUAAAUUUGUAUAACAUCAUAGAUUUAAGGAGGAUUUCACCAUACUUGCCUCACUGCUUUUUUUCUCCUCUCUCCUUAUGAAAACGAUAACUUUCAAAGUUAAGAAUAUGAAUUUAAAACUCCGCCGUGACUGAUAUGUUGCCGAUGUGCUGACGUCUGUAGAUUGCACAAAAACUGAAUCACCCACACGCAUAAACAAAAGGUUUCGCUGACGCAGUAUUACCCGAGCGAUAUAAACAUGUCAGAAACAUUUCAACACCAGCAUGUUGUUUUGUUUGUAGUUUCCUCAUCACAUUUCUUUUCAGGUGCAAAAAUGAACACGAGCAUUUGCUUUGAUAUAAUGGCUCUCCCUUCCAACCUUGGGCACAUCGGGCAACCCAUAGUUUUUAGCUUUUUCCAUGCGACUCUAAAAAUCACUCAUUUUUUAAGCUCUACUUUAAGAUUUUGUAAUAAAAACAGUAAAAGGUGUGAACAAAGUGAUUAAAUAGAUGCUGUAUUACUCCAGAUUUGCUGAGGAAAAAAA